CUGUAUCUGUAGUCACCAUUCCUACUACGUCGGGUCAGUUCUUGACGGGCAAAGACGGCAGGUCGGUUUCAGCACCGCUCCACAAACGAGGAGACUGACGGAUCUACGACGGUUCGGGCUAACAAUACACUGUACUUCGCAGAAGACACCACAAAAGCGGGAACCUCUGAGCGACAGUUGGGGCCAGGGCGGGCCCCACUCGGCGCCCGUCUUCGUCGCCCCAUCUCCAGUGCUAAAACCGGCCUCUUGUCCGAGCCGCGUCCGGGAUGAGAACGAGCGCCAUCGCCCAGCCGCAAAGACGACCCGAAUGCGGAGAAACACUCCCGCAAGGGCGGAUCGACGGCCGGUCGGAAACCUACGCGGUCGACGGCACGAUGGCGAAGGAAGGCAGGAAUGCAGGCAGGCAGGCUGGCUGCCUGGCUGCCUACGAAGGUAGCUCGUGCGUGGUCUGCUGGAUGAGCUGUGAUGAGCUAGCUCGCCCUCGUUUCUUUACUGCAGUACUCGUGGAGCCGGAGGAUCUCGGCCGGGGCAUCGAGAGCGGGCGGGUCGAAAUCCGUCGAUCGUCCGCUUCUGCGUGCUCAUGGCCUGCCGUGCUCUGCAGUGAUGGACACGAUCCCCCUCCGAACUCGUAGCCCCUGUCCGCUUUUAUAAAAGCCAUCAAGAGCGCCACUUCCUCAUUCUUCUUCGUUCAAAGUUUGAGCGAGCGAAGAAGAGUUGCGCCGAGAAUCGGAGUCCGUGAGUCGGUCGGUACUUUGGAGCCCAGGGUUUCAGAGAGUCAUCAGAAAUCAUCAUCGAGUGCUACUACCAGUUCGGGUUGAUUUUUCUCGUUCGUGCGCGAUCCCGGUUUGGUGAUUCUCGUCUCUGUAGUCGUUCGCGGGGUGAGGGAUUGGAAUCAUGGCCUGUCCACGCCCAGAGAAUGUCGGUAUUUUGGCCGUGGAGAUGUAUUUCCCCACGAGCUAUGUUUCGCAGGAAGAAUUGGAGGUUCACGACGGGGUUAGCAAGGGCAAGUACACGAUCGGGUUAGGGCAGGACAAGCUGGGGUUUUGCACAGAUUGCGAAGAUGUGAUCUCCAUGAGCUUGACCGUGGUCAAGUCUCUGAUGGAGAAGUAUGGAGUGUCACCGAAUUCCAUCGGGCGCCUCGAGGUCGGCAGUGAGACUGUCAUCGAUAAGAGUAAGUCCAUCAAGACCAAUCUGAUGGAGCUUUUCGAGGAGAGCGGAAAUGGUGAUGUCGAAGGCGUGGAUUCCACGAAUGCGUGCUACGGUGGAACCGCAGCUCUGUUCAACUGCAUCAAUUGGGUCGAGAGCACCGGCUGGGAUGGGCGAUUCGGGCUCGUCGUCGCCGCCGAUGUUGCGGUUUACGCCGAGGGCCCUGCCAGACCCACCGGAGGCGCCGGAGCCGUGGCAAUGUUGAUUGGGCCGAAUGCCCCAUUCGUGAUGGAGCGCAGCUACACUUCGAGUCAAAUGUCGCACGCUUACGAUUUUUACAAGCCCGUGCUGGCCAGCGAAUACCCUGUCGUGGAUGGGAAGCUGUCCACGACUUGCUACCUGAAGGCCCUCGACCUCUGCUACCGUCGUUUCUGCGACAAGUAUUCGAAGAAGGAAGGCCAACCCUUUUCGCUCGCUGACAUCGAUUACGUCGUCUGCCAUUCGCCAUACAACAAGCUCGUCCAGAAGAGUUUUGCCCGCCUCGUGUACAACGACUACUUGCAAAGCCCCAAUCUGGUGGGCGAGGAAGUUGCUGCCAAGUUGGAGCCGUUCGCUCAUCUCUCGCACGACGACAGUCUUGUGAAUCGCGAUCUCGAGAAGCUCGCUCAGCAGGUAGCGAAGCCUCAGUACGACGAGAAGGUAGGGCCGACGACCCUCCUGCCCAAAGUGGUGGGCAACAUGUACUGCGCAGCAUUAUACGGAGGCCUCGUGACUCUCAUCCACAACAAGGCCGAGUCCCUGGUCGGUAAAAGACUGGUAUUCUUCUCUUACGGUAGUGGACUGGCGUCGUCUAUGUUCUCUUUCCGAGUUAGGGCAGUCGAAUCUCCAUUCAGCUUAUCGGCGAUCGCAGAAGCUCUGGACAUUACGAGCAAGCUCGAAUCUAGGAUCGAGGUCACCCCGGAGAAGUUUGGGAAGGCUAUGCAUCUCGGGGAAACUCGCUACGGAGCUAACGAUUACAUUCCCACCAGCUCGAUCAAGGAAUUGCGCGCUGGAACGUUCUACCUCACCAAAGUAGAUGACAAGUACCGCAGGUUUUACUCUAGAAAGCCGAGCGUAGAAUCAUCUCCCGCGAUGAAUGGAGGUCUCGUAGCGUAGUCUGAUGAUGGGAAAGCCCAUUGAAAAUAAAAUGUACAAAAAUUUAUUCUUACUGGAAAAUCUGUCGUCAAGAUUUCGUAUCUUUCCAUCCUUUCCGAGCAGGUUUCGAAUUGCAUGUGUGCUUGAUUGCUGUUGGACUUACUUCCUCUGCGGUCUCACAGUAUCGAUGAAUCCUGUUUCUCAAGGUCCGAAUGUUCAAAUUUCGGUCCUGGUCCUGCCGAUUUCAGAAGUUUCGAAGCAGUGAUCUACCAAGCACAUGAUUCUGGCCCAGUGAAUAGGACCCUGGCAUGCUGAUUCCUUUUACUCCAGUUAAGAUUGGUCGUAUUCGUUCGGAGGAUAUUCGACAUCGACUCUCAGUUUUCCUCUGUGCUCGCUUCGACGUUGGAGAAAAUGGGAUGCCGGCAGAGUAUCCAAAGGGAGGGUGGGAGUGUGGGAGUGAGGGAGGGUCAUACUCUGUCCCCGAGAGCAACGGAUCACGAUGGACGAAAGAGGAGGCUGAACUUCGCUGCCGAAAAGGGGACAGGAACGGACCUGUCAUCGUCUCAGGGCGGAAACAACUGCUGUCAGUCCGAGUGAGCGCAACAGGGAAUGGCGACAUUACAGAUUCAAAACCUCCUGCAGCCCAUCACUCUCACGAGUCUAUGUGCAUGGAUAAAUACCGGUUGGGUCGUACGACGGCGCGAUGGAGCGAAAGAGUAAUCACCGGGAUCAAAAGCAGAGGCGAAAUGCCAUCGACGACGAGUGCCGGUGGAAUGAUUGAUCGACUGCAGAUGAUUUUUGUAGUCACAAGAACGGAGGAAGAGGGUACAAGGACCAAGACCGAGCCCCGGCUCUCCC
Messenger RNA from Marchantia polymorpha subsp. ruderalis, 3138 nucleotides. Lineage: Eukaryota; Viridiplantae; Streptophyta; Marchantiopsida; Marchantiales; Marchantiaceae. The record is from the annotation of a GenBank genome assembly.